Molecule: messenger RNA, 1995 nt
Organism: Galeopterus variegatus (Sunda flying lemur)
Lineage: Eukaryota; Metazoa; Chordata; Mammalia; Dermoptera; Cynocephalidae
Gene: ADAM32
Product: ADAM metallopeptidase domain 32
Exons: 13
Biological process (GO): cell adhesion; proteolysis; binding of sperm to zona pellucida
Cellular component (GO): plasma membrane
Molecular function (GO): metalloendopeptidase activity
Source: RefSeq, a predicted model, not a curated record
AUGACAUCACACGAAUUUCAGCCGUGGGCCUGUGGGAACCAGGUUGACACGAGGAAGAUGACCCGGCUGCGUGACCAAGUCGAUUCGGACAGCGUGAGGGGAAGCGUUGCCGCGGCGCUCCCCAAAUACGGAAAUCAGCUCGCUCUCCCCUUCUCGGAAUCUUUCCCGCGCAUCUGCCUAACGGGGCACUUCGUUAGUACCCGGCACAGAAGGGCGCACGGUGGACGCGUCAGUUCUCUAGGUCCGUCGGCACAGGGCGGAGAGCGUGGGGCGACGACCCCGGCAGAGGGCACGACCCCGGCAGAGGGCACCGGGGCCUCGGACGACCCCGGCAGCGGGCACGACCCCGGCAGAGGGCACCAGGUCCACGGACGACCCCAGCAGAGGGCACUGGGGCGUUCGCUCGGACGUUCCCCGGCAGAGGGCGCUGGGGCCACGGACGACCCCGGCAGAGGGCGCUGGGGCCACGGACGACCCCGGCAGAGGGCGCUGGGGCCACGGACGACCCCGGCAGAGGGCGCUGGGGCCACGGACGACCCCGGCAGAGGGCGCUGGGGCCACGGACGACCCCGGCAGAGGGCGCUGGGGCCACGGACGACCCCGGCAGAGGGCGCUGGGGCCACGGACGACCCCGGCAGAGGGCGCUGGGGCCACGGACGACCCCGGCAGAGGGCGCUGGGGCCACGGACGACCCCGGCAGAGGGCGCUGGGGCCACGGACGUUCCCCGGCAGAGGGCGCCGGGGCGCUCGGACGGACCACAGCGGGCACCCGGGCGCUCGGACGGUCCCCGACAGCGGGCACGGGGGCGCUGGGACGGUUCUCAAAGUUCAUUUCUAAAAAUCAUAUUUCCGGAGAAAAUCCAAGCAAAUACAAGUCACAAUUCAGAAGUAGAAUAUGACCGAAUAUCCUAUCUUAUUCCAAUAGAUGAGAAACUGUAUACUGUGCACCUUAAGCAAAGAUAUUUCUUAGCAGAUAAUUUUAUGGUUUAUUCGUAUAAUCAAGGAUCUGUGAAUGCUCAUUCUUCAAAUAUUGAGACUCAAUGCUACUACCAAGGAUAUAUCGAAGGAUAUCCAAAUUCUUUUGUCACACUCAGCACGUGCUCUGGACUGAGAGGAAUACUGCAAUUUGAAAAUGUUUCUUAUGGAAUCGAGCCUCUGGAAUCUGCAGUUGAAUUUCAGCAUAUUCUUUAUAAAUUAGGGAAUGAAAACAAUGAAUUUGCAAUUUUUAACAAGAAUAUCAGUAACGUAGAAAAACACCCAAUGGACUUUAACAUUUAUAUAAGUGAAAAAUCAGAACCAGCUGUUGCGGAUUUAUUUCCUCUUUAUCUAGAAACGCAUAUUGUGGUGGACAAAGCUUUGUAUGAUUACCUGGGCUCUGAUAGCAUGAUAGUAACAAAUAAAAUCAUCGAAAUUUUUGGCCUCAUAAAUUCGAUGUUUACCCAACUUAAAGUUACUAUCGUGCUGUCAUCAUUGGAGUUGUGGUCAGAUAAAAAUAAGAUUUCUACAGUUGGUGAGGCAGACGAAUUAUUGCGUAGAUUUUUAGAAUGGAAACACUCUUAUCUUACUCUAAGGCCUCAUGAUAUUGCAUAUCUAUUCAUUUAUAAAGAUUAUUCAAAUUAUGUGGGAGCAACAUUUCGUGGAAAGAUGUGUGUUACUCGUUAUUCUGCCGGAAUUGCAUUGUAUCCCAAGGAGAUAACUUUGGAGGCAUUUUCAGUUAUUGUCACCCAGAUGCUGGGACUCAAUCUGGGAAUAUCAUAUGAUGACCCAAAGAAAUGUCAAUGUUCAGAAGCUAUUUGUGUAAUGAAUCCAGAAGCUAUGCAAUCCAGUGGUGUGAAGACUUUUAGCAAUUGCAGUUUGAGCAACUUCGAAAGUUUCAUUUCAAAUAUAGGUGCCAAAUGUCUUCAGAAUAAGCCACAAAUGCAAAGAAAUCCGAGACCAAUCUGUGGUGAUGGCAAAGUGGAGGGACAUGAAAUCUGUGAUUGUGGUACUGCAGUA